Chaetomium strumarium is the source of this 1433-nucleotide messenger RNA. RefSeq lists its product as uncharacterized. Gene Ontology annotation, cellular component: U2-type catalytic step 1 spliceosome; U2-type catalytic step 2 spliceosome; Prp19 complex. The coding region runs from base 135 to 1343 and encodes 402 amino acids. Lineage: Eukaryota; Fungi; Ascomycota; Sordariomycetes; Sordariales; Chaetomiaceae. The transcript is spliced from 3 exons. Gene Ontology annotation, molecular function: U6 snRNA binding; metal ion binding; pre-mRNA binding. The record is from RefSeq and is a predicted model, not a curated record.
GCUCCAUGUCCCGUCGAUUUACUCAACAUUCCCGUCAUCUUCCAUUCUAAAGUUCACAUCUCCGUGACAGGCACCGGUUCCAUACCCCUAAUUCUUCAACACCCCAAGCCGAAAGCGAAAACCACUUAUCGAACAUGGCUGAAGUCGCCACAAGGCCCGACGCGGCCACGACAGCUGCCGACGACACGCAAUCCAACGCGCAGGAGCUCGCCCUCACAACCAUCAGCAGCGAGGUUGCGCCGCCAACAGAGAAGAAGGUGAAGAAGAUCAUCAGGCGGAAAAAGCGCCCGGCGCGGCCGCAGAUCGACCCAGCCUUGGUCAAAUCAGAGCCACCGCCACAGACGGGUACCGUGUUCAACAUUUGGUACAACAAAUGGUCUGGCGGCGACCGGGAAGACAAAUAUCUAUCGCAAACACAUGCCAAGGGGAGAUGCAAUGUUGCGUUGGACUCGGGAUUCACGCGCGCUGAUUCGCGACCGGGCUCGUACUUCUGUUUGUUCUUCGCCAGGGGGAUAUGUCCGAAGGGCCAAGACUGCGAGUAUCUUCACCGGCUGCCCGGCCUUCACGACAUCUUCAACCCGAACGUCGACUGCUUCGGCCGCGACAAGUUCAGCGACUACCGGGAUGACAUGGGCGGCGUCGGCAGCUUCACUCGCCAAAACCGGACGAUUUACGUGGGCCGGAUUCAUGUCACAGAUGACAUCGAAGAGAUUGUGGCUCGUCACUUUGCUGAGUGGGGGCAGAUCGAGCGCAUCCGCGUGCUCAAUACCAGGGGGGUCGCCUUCAUAACCUACACCAAUGAGGCGAAUGCCCAGUUCGCGAAGGAGGCGAUGGCUCAUCAGUCUCUCGAUCACAACGAGGUUUUGAACGUCCGGUGGGCGACAGCGGAUCCCAACCCGAUGGCGCAGAAACGUGAGGCGCGGCGGAUUGAGGAGCAAGCGGCAGAGGCCAUCCGAAAGGCGUUGCCAGCCGACUUUGUCGCCGAGAUCGAGGGCAAGGAUCCAGAGGCACGGAAACGGCGGAAGCUGGAAAGCAGUUAUGGCCUCGAAGGGUACGAGGCGCCAGAUGAGGUGCACUUCGCGCGGGGACCGAAUGCGGUCAACCCGAGGGGUCGGGAAGGCUAUGAGCUUGAGCACCAACAGCGGCUCAUGCUUGGAGCAGCGGAAGUUCAAAUCGCGGAGGAACAGCCGCAAAGACAGGGUGAGCCGCAGACAGGGGGGAUUCUCUCAAGCAGCACACUGGCGGUUCUCCAGGCAGCCCAGGUGGCUGUCUCUUCAAAACCGAAGACAACUGCUCCCUCUGGGCCUUUAGUAGCCUAUGGUAGCGACGAUGAUAGUAGUUAGAACUUCGGGAGACGGCUGUUGUAUGGUAUGUGCAACACUAAUUACUGCCCCUCGGCAAGGGGUAACGCAGUUCAUUCAUCCAAAAACACC